AUGAACGAGGAGGAGACGUACUAUCCCCACAAGUAUGGUCCGGAGGGGGGCUGUGCCGACCACUCAGUGUUUGAGAAGAUGACAAAGUACCAAGCCACUGCCAUAGAGAAGCCAGACAAGGAGCUCCAUUCCGAGGAGGCGUCCAGUGACCCGGUGUUGCUGAGGAAGAGGAGGAUGGCUCAGAUAGAAAAGAACACCUGUCAGCUCUUCAUCCAGACAGACCACCUCUUCUUCAAGUACUACAAGACCAGGGAAGCUGUUAUCGCACAGAUCUCUAGUCACGUCAAGGCUAUAGAUGCCAUCUACCAGGGAACAGACUUCAUGGGCAUCCGUAACAUCAGCUUUAUGGUCAAGAGGAUACGGAUAAACACCACUACAGAUGAGCGGGACCGGUCCAACCCAUUCCGCUUCGCUAACAUCGGCGUGGAGAAGUUCCUGGAGCUGAACUCUGAGCAGAACCAUGACGACUACUGUCUGGCCUAUGUCUUCACUGACAGGGACUUUGAUGAUGGUGUCCUGGGCCUGGCCUGGGUCGGAGCUCCUGCAGGGAGUUCUGGAGGGAUCUGUGAGAAAAGUAAGCUGUACUCUGACGGGAAGAAGAAGUCCCUGAAUACCGGCAUCAUCACAGUGCAGAACUACGCCUCUCACGUCCCUCCUAAAGUCUCACACAUCACCUUCGCACAUGAAAUAGGACACAACUUUGGCUCGCCUCAUGACUCGGGGUCAGAGUGCACCCCGGGGGAGUCUAAGACCCAGGAUAAGAAGGAGAAAGGGAACUACAUCAUGUACGCCCGGGCCACAUCAGGAGACAAACUCAACAACAACAAGUUCUCCGUCUGUAGUGUCAGGAACAUCAGCCAGGUCCUGGAGAAGAAGAGGGGAAGCUGCUUUGUCGAGUCAGGCCAGCCCAUCUGUGGUAAUGGGUUAGUGGAACCAGGGGAGGAGUGUGACUGUGGAUACAGCGAUCAGUGCAGAGACCAGUGUUGCUAUGACGCCGGGCAGCCUGACAACAGGAAGUGUAAACUAAAACCCAACAAAGUCUGCAGUCCUAGCCAGGGCCUGUGCUGUACUCCUGAGUGCUUCUAUAAGGGUCGUAAUGAGAAGUGUCGUGAAGAGUCUGAGUGUGCCCAUCAGGGCAUGUGUAACGGGGGUACGGCUCAGUGCCCCACCUCAGAACCCAAGGCCAACUUCACCGCCUGCCACGGAGAGACUCAAGUCUGCCUCAACGGGGGCUGCUCUGGCUCCAUCUGUGAGAAGUAUGGUCUGGAGGUCUGUACCUGUGCCAGCGUGGAGGGCAAGGACGAGACUGACGAGCUGUGCCACGUCUGCUGUAGCGAGAAGAUGAACCCCAACACCUGCAGCAGUACAGGCUCAGAGAAACUGGCCCGGUUCUUCAAUAAGAAAAUCACCACGCUGCCCGCGGGGUCUCCCUGCAACGACUUCAAGGGCUACUGUGACGUGUUCAUGAAGUGUCGGCUGGUGGACGCGGACGGCCCUCUGGCCAGACUGAAGAAGGCCAUCUUCAACCCUGAGCUCUAUGAAAACAUUGCAGAGUGGAUAGUGGCUCACUGGUGGGCAGUGCUGUUGAUGGGCAUCGCUCUGAUCAUGCUGAUGGCUGGCUUCAUUAAGAUCUGUAGUGUCCACACUCCCUCCAGCAACCCCAAACUGCCCCCACCCAAACCACUACCAGGCACGUUGAAGAGGAGGAGAGCCCAGCAGCACGCCAGGGAGGCCCAGGUGCACCAGUCCCAGUCCCACCACGGAGAUGUCAGUCACGGCCAGCACCACCCUGUCUCUGGGGGCCAGCGGCAGCAGCCCUCCCGCCAGCCCCAGCCCCAGAGGCACCACCGCAGCCAGGGCCAGCCCAGAGAAAACUACCAGAUGGGCCAGAUGAGACGCUGAGCUGCUGAGACACUGGGGUUCGGGGUGGGAACGCUGCUCCCGUCAUCGACUGCUCCUUGCCUUGCCUUGGCUCCUCCUUGUGCCUAUCUAUGUCACUGCUGGGAUUGAGAUUUGAACCCAUUUGUUGGUAUUUGAACCCA
Molecule: messenger RNA, 2042 nt
Organism: Salvelinus namaycush (lake trout)
Lineage: Eukaryota; Metazoa; Chordata; Actinopteri; Salmoniformes; Salmonidae
Product: disintegrin and metalloproteinase domain-containing protein 10-like
Exons: 13
Coding region: 1-1902 (633 amino acids)
Biological process (GO): membrane protein ectodomain proteolysis; Notch signaling pathway
Cellular component (GO): plasma membrane; synaptic membrane
Molecular function (GO): metalloendopeptidase activity involved in amyloid precursor protein catabolic process
Source: RefSeq, a predicted model, not a curated record